AAAGCGCCAGACAAUCGCAGAGCAGCAGAGAAACGGAGAGCGCGAGCGGCACGCGUUGUGUCCAUGGACUACAGGAAUAUCUCGUUUCUUGUCCACAACGUUUCUGCAUUUGUUGCAGUAGACUUUUAUCGAUUACUGCCACUUACCUCCUUACAAUGACCUAAACGGGUUUUGUUUCUUGUUUUUCUUGUCGGACUGUAAUUAAUUGGGUAAGUAAGUGCUGGUGGACAUCCUCACUGUUGUUUCAGGACUGGAACAUCAUAUUUGCGUGCAUAAUUUGGAUAUUAGAUGAGCGAAAAGUUCUGGACCUCUCAUUUUGGACACCAGGUGCGUGUUCUUCACCAGCGUUAAAAGUACGAUCUAUCUUUGACACCUUUGUCCAUCGAAAAAUUGAACUAUUUCUACUGGGUGGGUGUUAUUUUUUUUCAACGGGAGUAAAAAUACAACUCCAAGUCACUGACAGAAAUGCUAAUGCUGCGGUUGAUGGAGAAAUAUUUCUAAAAAAUCACCCGCAGUGGACCUGGCGCCCCGCAUCAGUCUGUGUGCGCUUUGAAACAUUUAACUUCACCCCAUGUACAAUCAUAAUAUUGUUUGAAAUCCAUCCCAAAUCAGAUUCAUACAUUAACCAUAUGGCUUUGCCUUCUCAAAUUUGAAAAUUACUUGGGACUUUCAGUUGAGGUCAUUGACUCCUUUGAAUGGAAAAAAGGAGGUUGAUGUUUCUGAAUCUGCUUUCUUUUACAAACAUUCAGAGAUUUGUUCUCCGAGACUUUCUGAUGUGGAUGUUGCGGUCACACCAUCUCCUCAAGCGCAGAGGGAUCUAGUGAAGUUCAACCCUCCGCCAGUCUUUUGUCUCUAUUAGGUCCCAGGCAUUUGUCUUGAGGAACAUGGGAGUCCAGACGAGGGGAGCCUGGGUGGCUAUGGCGUUCUCGGACUGGGUCAGUGGAUUGGGAAUUCUCUUAAUCUUCCUGAUGGAGAGUUUAGCAGUUGAUGCGACCAACAUGGAGCCAGUAUACUGGAACUCUCUGAACAGAAGGUUUGGAGAUGAGAGGGGCUACAUACUCUACCCUCAAAUAGGGGAUCGUUUGGACCUCGUUUGCCCUGCCAUGAGUCCAUCAGGGCCGAACUCUCCUCCUGAGUACGAGUAUUAUAAACUGUACCUGGUGUCCUCACGAGAGCAGGCCGACAGGUGUGAGGUGAUGGGCGCCCCUAACCUGUUGCUCACCUGUGACAAACCCAACAGCGAUAUGAGGUUUACCAUCAAGUUCCAGGAGUAUUCGCCCAACCUAUGGGGUCAUGAAUUCAAGAACUUACGAGACUAUUACAUCAUAGCUACCUCUGACGGUACAAAAGAAGGGAUCGACAGCAUGAGAGGAGGCGUUUGUGUGACGCGAGGGAUGAAGCUGGUUCUCAAAGUAGGACAGACCGCAUAUGGCCUUCCCCCAAAACCCAAACCUGAUCCAGGCCGUCCCAGCAACAGAAUCCCAGAUACAGAUAGUAGCUCUAAAGCAGGUGAUGGAAGUGAGGCCGGUGAGCGGGGAGACAGUGGCGCCGUGUCCGUCUCUAACAUCGCCCUAAUCGCCGGUGGUGCCGGGGGAGCCUUCAUCCUCCUGAUCGCCGUAGUGAUCGCUGUUGUGUGUUACCGGCGACGGAAAGCCAAGCACUCCGAAACUCACCAUCCUGCACUUACACUCUCCUCUCUUUCCCCAAAGAGAGGCAGCUCCUGCGGGGCAGCUACGGGGACCGUCGGGGGCAACAAUAAUGGCUCAGAGCCCAGUGAUAUCAUCAUUCCCCUGCGGACCUCUGACUCGGCGUACUGCCCCCAUUACGAAAAAGUCAGCGGCGAUUACGGACACCCCGUCUACAUCGUUCAAGAGAUGCCUCCUCAGAGUCCAGCCAAUAUUUACUACAAAGUAUGAGAUCUGCGAACAUGCAGACAACCAAUCCAGAAUUUAUGGUACCUCACACACAUGUGCUGUGUGUCCAAUUGACUCUAUAUUUAAGAGCCUAUACGUGAUACUAGAACUUGGAUAUUAAGUAAAGUUCUAGGAAAGUGGUAAAUCCAGCUUUUAUGUCAUAGCAGCGUGUUUGCAUUUAUUUACAAGUGUGUUUGUGUGGCUGAGGCAGGAGGAUCACGAAUUUCACAUGUACUCAGGUGCAAGUGAAUGUAUGUCACACGCUUUUUGGAGAUGAGUUUAUCCAUCCAUUCUGAUGGUUAAAACUGAGUUAUUGUGCUUAUCCUCAAAACCAAACAGUAUAGAUUGAUUCAUAAAAAAGAAUACCUGUAUGUAUAAUAUACUUCUUACAUUUUUACCCUCUGGGGGGAAAUUCACUAAGAAAGUGCACUGGCUGAUUGCAACGUUUAUUUGCACAUGCAUUGUUUUGGUGGUCCAUUCACUGACUAACAAUAAAAAUGCAUCAAAACACCAUCUCCACGCUACAUUUCGCCACCUGCAGACUGGCGCAAUCUGGGACUGUACAGUAUCGUUAAGAUCCAGAAAACUGACUGAAUCUUUAAAGUGUCAAAACCGGGUUUGACUAGAUGUUUCCAUUUCAAAAGCUUGUUUAAUUUUUUUGAUCAUCAUUUCAUGAAUUAACACUGCCAUUGUCACUAGACAUGUUAAACAAUCAUCUUUUUUAAAUAUUAUCUCAAUUGUGUCUUUUUAGGCGGUUUUGAAUACCGGAUGUCUUUUGACGGGAUCUGAUGAAGACACCGAAUUCAGUAUUUCUUGCGCUUUGGAACAAUCUAAAAAAAUGUAUGUAGUUAGCAGAAUCAAGCUUUUGGCUUAGUUGGAAAUAUUAUAGAAUGUUGGUGCAUUCUAAAAUAAGGCUAAUUUGCAUAGAAAGGAGGCAUGUUUGCGUGUAAAAUGAAAAAUAUUAUUUGAUAAUUCACUUAAGUUUAUACGCUAUUCCAUCACAAAAAGCACUUGUUAAACUGGAUUGUGUGUGGCUAGUGAAUAAGACGCCAACUGUACUGGGCGUAAAAGUAGUGCAACUGUUUAGUGAAUUCGCCCCUCUGUUCAUCUGACUGUAAAUGUUUGUCUUUUCUGAACUCAGACCUCCAUCUGAUUUAUUUAUUAAGCAUCAAAGAAACCGUUUUUCAUUCCUUCCACUUCAUCAGCUUGCUAUUGCAACUCCUCAGCACCCGAUUGUUUGUUUUUGAGGUUUUUAAAACAUUUUUAUGUGAGCAGCAGGAAUCACAUGUGGAGGAGUUGUAGAUGGAUGAUCGUCUGUUUCAGAUGGAGACUCUUCUGAGAUUUCCAAGAGGUUGGAGGUCAAAGUUAAGCGGUCAAAGAAAAACCCCUCAGCGGUGCGCGGGAGUCCUUCACUCAAGUUGUUCUGAGGGGUUCUCGCUCUCUUUCUCUGGCCUUUUGAAGUACUGUGUACACCAUGAUAAACUGACACACAAUGCCAAACUUAUACACACUUAACACACACAUCCACAUUACAGCAGUUUGUGUUUUCAUGUGUUAACCCCCGCAGAUGGACCCCAGCUGUGCAUUGGUAUGUUGCUCAGAGCAUUGUGGUUCAGGCCAAAGACAGUAGGACUAAGACAGCCAGUGCGACUGUGCAUCUCAAGUAACUCAGUCACAAACUCUCCACAUCCUCUUGAGUGAUACACAUAUCCGCUGCUUGGUUAAAAUCUCGUCUCGACACUCAUUAUCACAUUUCGGGCGAUGUCUCCAAACCAUCUCUGACAUUAUCACCCUUGUGCCAGCUUGAGGCUUCAGGUCCACAAUUCACCCGAGUUAUUUCACUGGAUGAAACGUGACAUCAUCGUGAGAUGUAAGAAGAGACCGUCUGUUACCGGCGGGAGUGACCUGAGCUUUCCGGUUCAGACUUCUCUCUGUCCACGUUGAUUUAAGGAUUUCUUGCCGUCGUUACCACAAAUGACUAAAAAUCAGAAAUGGCGCCUUUAUCAUUUUACUUAUUUCUGUUAAUGUAUUUUUUAUGCUUUUGUUCUUCCCAUUUAAUUACUUUCGACAGUUUUGAGCAAAUGAGAGUAAUCUAAACGAAGGAAAACAAAUGCAGUUUUAUCUAACCUACCCUGCUUGUGUCCGUGGUAACCCUCGAUGGUAACUUACAUUGGGAAUUGUAAUUGUAAUUAUCAAAUUCUGAUUCCCCUUAACUGCUCCAUUGACUAUUCUUUCAGGACUUCUGAAUAAAGACAUUUGCAGGGGGGUGGGAUAAGAGAUGUGAUUUUUAUGGCUUUUACAGUCCUUAUCAGUCGCUUGCCAAAUGAUGGACUUUUCACAGAGCAUUUAAUGGUGACAUAAAUUCAAUCCAAUUUGUCCUAACUGUGUAUUAAAUAAAAAACUAAACAUGUCAACAACCAAAAAACAAGUUAUAAGAUUUUCUAUUUUCAUAUUUGUUACAUCAUUAAUUUGUUUUUAUAAAAUACCGCCAAUUACAAAAAACAAUGAGUAUCUUUAUCUGGACAUUGUCAUAUGAAUAUUGAGAAUAUUGCAACCACACUGAGGUGUCACAAGCUUUAAGAUGAAAAUAUCAAAAGGAAUAACUUUUAAGUAAGUGAGUCAUUUGUUUGGGAAUCAGACUACACUGGUCAUCCUGUAUUUGUUUAAAUCACUCAAGGCAUAAAAUCUAUU
Molecule: messenger RNA, 4604 nt
Organism: Carassius carassius (crucian carp)
Lineage: Eukaryota; Metazoa; Chordata; Actinopteri; Cypriniformes; Cyprinidae
Gene: efnb3a
Product: ephrin-B3a
Exons: 5
Coding region: 885-1916 (343 amino acids)
Biological process (GO): ephrin receptor signaling pathway; axon guidance
Cellular component (GO): plasma membrane
Molecular function (GO): ephrin receptor binding
Source: RefSeq, a predicted model, not a curated record